This is a messenger RNA of Vanrija pseudolonga, 1662 nucleotides long. It is a transcript of the gene yos9, whose product is annotated as Protein OS-9. Gene Ontology annotation, cellular component: endoplasmic reticulum lumen. The record is from RefSeq and is a predicted model, not a curated record. The transcript is spliced from 2 exons. Bases 1 to 1662 code for a protein of 553 amino acids. Gene Ontology annotation, biological process: endoplasmic reticulum unfolded protein response; retrograde protein transport, ER to cytosol. Lineage: Eukaryota; Fungi; Basidiomycota; Tremellomycetes; Trichosporonales; Trichosporonaceae.
AUGUCCCACCUCGCAAUCUACCUGCUGGGCCUGGCAACGCUGUCCGCCCGCGCAAGCCACAGCGGGCUGCAGGACCUGGCCGCGUUCCCAAAGUACGAGGUCUUCUUCCUGCCCGACCUCCCCAUCGCGCAGAGUGACGCGAGCCGCUGCCGCCGGACAGGGCUCGCACACGACGACGACUGGCUCGAGCUGCGGCCCGAGUCGCGUGCGCUCGAUGCAGGGGACAGUGACGAUGGCGAGAACGUGUCGUUCGACGCGCCGACAACCGUCCAGUUCAUGCCCCUCCACUACACGCCGCCUGGGACAGACGAGAUCUCGACCUACCUCUGCGCCCUGCCGUCCCUCAACGUCACCGAGAGCCAGGUCAACGACAACGCGCGGUACGAGGACGACGAGCCCGAACCUGACCCCGUUGCGUCGUGGCAGGCGCUCAGCCACCUCGACGGCAAGUGCCUGUACCUCCGUCACGCGUGGUUCACCUACGCCUACUGCCAUAACUCGCAUCUCCGCCAGUUCCGCGCCCUCCAGCAGGACCAGUACCCUCACAUUGCAGGCUCCGACCCCGAGGAGGAUCCCGCGUUCGACGCGUACUCCCUCGGCCAGGCGCACCCCGUCAGCAAGAAGGGCAAGGCGGCGCUGCCUCCUGGCCAGCGACGCGGCGCAGCAGCGCCAAAGGGCGAGGUCGAACCCGUCGCGCCGCCUGAGGCACCUGCGGAGCAGGUGUCAACGUUCGGUGUCGGCCCAGCAUCACGGUACCUCAAGCAGCGGUGGACGGACGGCACAAAGUGCGACAAGACGGGCAAGCCGCGCGAGGUCGAAGUCCAGGUCCACUGCAGCAUGACGUCGACCGACGUGCUGUACAUGGUCAAGGAGAUCACGACGUGCCAGUACGUGGUGGUGAUCCACUCGCCGCACCUGUGCUCCUUGCCUGGCUUCCGCCCGUCGUCAAGCGACCACAUCGUGCCUGCCCCGAUCCGGUGCCGGCUGGUGAUCUCGGACAGCGAGAUGGAGGACUGGAUGGACGCCGGCGUUGCGGGCGAGGAGAAGACGUGGGGUGGCGAGGUGCCACGACUCCCUGAGCGGCCUAGGGAGGACGAGGUCAAGUCCGACGAGCCCGAGGACAAGACCAAGGCGAAGGAGAAGGCCGCGCAGGGCGCCGCCGACGCAACGCUACUUCUGGGCAAGAUUGACAAGGAGACUAUCCGCCAGCUGGAGAAGGUGCUCGGCGCGUCGUUUGGCCUUGGCGACGAGGACGACGACGGAGUGGUGAAGGACGAGGUGGAGGACGUGGUUGUCACGGCAACGGACGACAACAACGACGAGGACAAGCCCCCACUCCUCAUCGGCGCGGGAUCCAAGCCGCUCCAGGAGCCUGAGCUUAUCGACCUCGACCUCACAGCUCUUGGCGGAGACAAGGCCGACCGGCGAGCCGCACUCAAGCUGCUCCAGCAGCUCAUCCAGGCCGAGCUCGCCGAGGGCGAAGACGAGGCGCCGGUCCAGGCCGAGAAGGAGGCAGCAGCGGCGACAGGCGAGAAGCCGAAGCAGAAGCAGGAGAACAAGAAGCCCAAGGCGCAGAAGCCGCCUCCAUCACACGACGAGACGCUGGCCGCCCCCGCACUCCCCGCCGCUGUCGCCGACGCCCCACCCCGCGACGAACUAUAG